Messenger RNA from Camelus dromedarius (Arabian camel), 6397 nucleotides. RefSeq names its product activating signal cointegrator 1 complex subunit 1 (gene ASCC1). The transcript has 11 exons. The coding region runs from base 434 to 1507 and encodes 357 amino acids. Lineage: Eukaryota; Metazoa; Chordata; Mammalia; Artiodactyla; Camelidae. The record is from RefSeq and is a predicted model, not a curated record. Gene Ontology annotation, biological process: regulation of DNA-templated transcription; DNA alkylation repair. Gene Ontology annotation, cellular component: nucleus. Gene Ontology annotation, molecular function: RNA binding.
UUCUUCGCUCGCUUUUACGAUUCAGGGCUUCAUCUUCUCCCACGACGUUGCAGGCGUGCUUUCCUCUCUCUUUCUCUCUACAAAUCACCAUGAAGCAGGGCUAAAUUAAUUCCUUCGUUUUUUCUAAGUAGUCUCAGAGCCGCAUGGGAAAGACGGGUGAAGGGUUUGCUCUCCCUGAGGCACCUCCCUCUUCCAGAGCUCACUCUGAGGGCCCGACCUUAACAUUAAAGUCUACUUUUGUGCAGAGCCUUUUUUUUUUUAAAUUGAGAGAUCCUGUUGGAAUAAGGCACUAGGGUGUAAUUUCAGUUGAGCUAUUGCUAAUUAUGGCCCCUUUUCCCAUAUUGAAGUCUUUGCCUUCUAUGUUGUUAUUUUUCACAACACGAAAUCUCUCCUUGGUUCUGAUUUCACUGGACUUUGGUUUGGAGACAGUAUCAUGGAAGUUCUGCGUCCACAGCUUAUAAGAAUCGGUGGACGGAUUUACAGGAAGAAUCCCAUCCAAGAACAGACUUAUCAACAUGAAGAAGAUGAUGAUGACUAUUACCAAGGCUUCGUGGAGUGUGCAGAAGAGCCCUGUGAAGCCUACGAAGUGGUGCAGACCCCACAAGGUUUCCGGUGUACUGUGAAGGCCCCCAGCCUGCUCUACAAGCAUAUAGUUGGAAAGAGAGGGGACACUAGGAAGAAACUAGAAGUGGAGACCAGAACUUCUAUUAGCAUUCCUAAGCCUGGACAAGAAGGAGAAAUUGUAAUCACUGGCCAGCAUCGCAGUGGUGUGAUUUCAGCCCGAACUCGGAUUGAUGUUCUUUUGCUCACUUUUAGAAGAAAGCAGCCCUUCACUCACUUCCUUGCCUUCUUCCUCAAUGAAGUUGAGGUUCAGGAGCGAUUUCUGAAGUUCCAGGAGGAAGUACUGGAGAAGUGCUCCAUGGAUCAUGGGGUUGAUAGCACCAUUUUCCAGAAUCCUAAAAAGCUUCACCUAACUAUUGGGAUGUUGGUGCUUUUGAGUGAACAAGAGAUCCAGCAGACAUGUGAGAUGCUACAGCAGUGUAAAACGGAAUUCAUUGAUGACAUUUCUGGGGGCAAACCUCUGGAAGUAGAGAUGUCAGGGAUAGAAUACAUGAAUGAUGAUCCUGGCAUGGUGGAUGUUCUUUACGCCAAAGUCCACAUGAAAGAUGGCUCCAACAGGCUGCAGGAAUUGGUUGAUCGGGUGCUGGAGCGUUUUCAGGCAUCUGGACUAAUAGUGAAAGAGUGGAAUAGUGUGAAACUCCAUGCUACAGUCAUGAAUACUCUAUUCAGGAAAGACCCCAACGCUGAAGGCAGGUACAAUCUCUACACGGCGGAUGGCAAAUAUAUCUUCAAGGAAAGAGAGUCAUUUGAUGGUCGAAACAUUUUAAAGCUCUUUGAGAACUUCUACUUUGGUACCCUAAAGCUCAAUUCAAUUCACAUCUCUCAGAGGUUCUCAGUAGACAGCUUUGGAAACUAUGCCUCCUGUGGACAGAUUGACUUCUCCUGAGGUGGAUCUCGGGAAGCACUCGAAAUUGAACAUCCUGACAAGGGUCUGCCUUUCUUUCCAAAGCUCUUCUCCGGAAAUGUACCUCUGAAGCCCACUGGAGCUCACAUUCGCGUUAUUCCUUCUAUACCUACUGAUUUUGCCCCCACCAUUGAACUCUUUUGUAUUAAUAAUUAGAAUUACAGAUGUGUGAUCUUAUUAAUCUCUGUACCUAGGUCAAAUGUCUACAGUUUCUAGAAGGUUUGUAUUUUUCCCUUUCUCCUUGUACUCUUAACUUUUAAUCACUACCCAAAAAUUUUUUUUUUAUUGUGGUAAAAAACAGAUAACAUAAAAUUUACCCUCUUAAUCAUUUUUUAGAGUACAGUUCACUAGUGUUAAGUAUAUUUGUCUUGUGAAAUAUCUCCAGGGCCUUUUCAUCUUAAAAAUCUGAAAUCCCCUUAAACAACUCUUCUUUCCCCUCUCCCCCAAGCCCUUGCUAACUCCCAUUCUGCUUUCUAUUUCUGUGGAUUUGACUACUUGAGAUACCUCAUAUAUGUGGAAUCAUACAGUAUUUGUCUUUUUGUGACUGGCUUAUUCUGCUUAGCGUAAUGUCCUCAAGGUGCAUCCAUGUUGUAGUGUGUGACCGGGCUUCCUCUUUAAGGCUGAAUAAUAUUCCACUGUAUGUGUAUACAGUUACCCCUCAGUUUCCCUGGCUUCCAGGACCUCCCUCCAUAUCUGGAUGUUAAGUCCCUUAUAUAAAAUGGCAUAGUAUUUGCAUAGAACCUAUGCAUACCCUCCUAUAUACUUUAUUUUUUGUGGGGGGCGGGAGGGAGGAGGUAUUAUGUUUGUUUGUUUGUUUGUUUGUUUAAUAGCAGUACUGGCGAUUGAACCCAGGACCUCGUGCAUGCUUGCUCUACCACUUGAGCUAUAUCCUCCCCCUCCUCCUGUAUACUUUAAAUCAUCUCUAAAUUAUUUAUAAUACCAAAUACAGUGUAAAUGCAAGGUAAAUAGUUACUGGCACACAACAAAUUCAAGUUUUGCUUUUUGUGACUUUCCGAAAUUUUUUUUCUGAAUAUUUUUGAUCUGCAGUUGGUUGACUCUGUGGAUAUGGAACCAUGGAUAUGGAGGGCCCAAUGUACCAUAUUUGUUUACCAGUCUUCCAUUGAGGGAAACUGGGUUCCUUCCACCUCUUGGCUAUUGUGAAUAGUGCUCUAUGAACAUGGCUGUCCAAGUAUCUCUUUGAGACCCCAUUCUCAAUUCCUUUACUACUCAGAAUUUUAUCUUUAACAAAGUAAGUUAAAAUUUUUACCCUUUACUUUGAUCUGUCCUUUUUCUUCUGAAGUUGGUACCUUUUGUGUUUGUUAGUAUCCUGUUCUUUCACCCUACCCUAACCCUCCCCUUCCCAUGGCACUGAUGGACUUGCAGUACUGUAGCUCUUUUCUGUUCCUGUUUAUUUCUCCGGGCAGCAGCAUUUGAAGCAAUAAUAUCAGCAGGGCUGUGAGAGUGUCAGCCACAGAGGGCACUCCUUCCUUGCUGCAGGCCAGCGUGGGGAGGGGGGCUCCCAGCACAGCUUUGCCCUGCCCAUCAGCUCCAGCCCACUGUCCCCUCUGUCUUCCCCUCCUCACAGCCUGUCUGCUUCCUUGGCCUCUUUCUCUUUUUCUGUCUCCUUCAUUCCUAUUCUUACUGUCUGUUUGAGAAGUCUGAUUCAGAACCCCGUGUGCUAAGGCCACGACAUGGGAAGGACUGUGUAUGACACUCAGAGAUUUGUUUUUCAGUGUGAUUGCACAGAUCAUUUGUGAAUAAAUGCAUUUCUGGAGUAACUGUGUUUUUCUUUUAGUGUUAUAAUACAGUUUUAGUUUGACCCCUUAGUCAGUGUGUGUUGGCAUACCGUGCUGCCAUCACUUACUCAUUGGCAGAGCUCUAUUAUUCAUCCAGGACUUACAUAUUGGUGCCUGCAGGGUUGGUUUUUCCAAAAGAGCUUUCUGCUGGGAAUAUUCAUUAUUUAUUUAAGUUGAGCUUUUGCCUUGCUCACUGCUGAUUGUUAGAUGGCGUGUGGGAAUGAGUGCUCCCAGGGAUAGCACUGAAUAGUGAAGUCAGCUGUGGAGUCCAGUGCCCUUGUCUCAUCUCGGUGCUGCUUCUUGCUUACUGGUUGCUUUCUGACAGCUGCCAUUGGGCAGCCUUGGCCAGGAAGAAAAGAUAUCUUCUUUUGGGUAUCAGAGGUAUGACUUGUGUUUUUAGUAAAUUAAAAAAAAAAGUUUUGUCUUUGGAAAAUGUAACUUUGUAUAUCAAAUACUAAAUGCUUAACAGAAUCGGAAAUUGUGUUAUUUAGUAUUUAAAGGUAACCAUGCAUUUAAGGCCUUACCAUAUUGUUAAGUAGUUUUUCACAAGUUAUUUGCUUUUUCACUGUCAUUCUGUCCUGAUUGUACCGUGUUUUCCAGCAGCUACGUGAUAUGGUGACAUCACUCUGAUGGUUAAUGGAGUGUGUGUUUGUGUAUUUUUGUGUUUUGUAGAAUUUUGUAAGUGGGUAGGUAUUGGUAGAAUUGAAAAUAAAUUUUUAUGUUUUAAAUUUUCUUUCUAGAAGCCAGUUGAUAAAUUUUUGAGACUGUAACUAAAGAAAGUACAGUUUUAACUACUGUUGUAGAAGGGGGCAUAGCAGGUGUUUUUGAUGUAGAACUUUUAAGAAAGAGCAACAGUAUUAGCAAAUAAUUUUUGAUGAGGCUAAAAGAAUUUUUCAGGAUUCUAGGCCUCCUCUCCAAACUGUAAUGGAGUAAAGGUUGGAGGAUUUGCUUCUGUGUUUAUAAUCCAGUCUCUGUUAGUACUACCACUUUGCAACUCAUUCUGCACUGAAAUCGCGUUAAAUUGCACCUAACAUCGCUCCAGCUGGCUUUUCAGUCACUGACUUCACCCUCAACAUCUCUAAGCGGAGGAGGGAAAAAAAAGUCUCACCACGAUUAUUACACAAGAUCUUUGUUGUUAUAUAAUGAACUUUGUUAUGGAGAAUAAUUUUUAUGUUUUUUUUUUUUUGGAUGGGGCACAAUGACUUACCCCCAAAUGAACUUCAUACCUAUCAUAGAGACAUGAUCAGCAUUACUGAUCAUGGCUAUUUUUUAAGUGAGCUCCAGAGUUUACUAAACUGGAUUCUGAUGAGAAUCCAGCUUCAUAAUGAUACAAAAGUUGGUUCAGCGUUGCUUUUGCUCUGUGCCUUUUUCCUGGAGGCAAAAGGAACCUGAUGGCACUAGAGGGGUAUUGAGAUAAGGAACAUCUCUCCGAUUCUCUCUUGAUGCCUACAGGGAGAUGGAUGGCCAAGCCCAAGGAUGCUAUCUGUAGGUGAGGAAAAGGGCUGCUCUUGUGGUUGUUUACCUAUAGCUUUUUUGUUGCAGUUAAUAAAAUGAUCUCUUAAACAAAGAUUAAAAUAAGUUCACUGUGUGAAAAAUCAAGCUUAUACACAUUAUACUUUAUGCCUUUUUUAGAGUGUAUUUUAUACUUCAGUUUAAAUAUUUAAAAAAUAAAUUCCCUCAUCCAGAGGUUACUCUGAAUAUAUUUAAGCACAUAUAUCAUAUCAUUAGGUGUUUUUUUUUUUUUUUACAAAUAACAACAGCUAAUGUUAGCAGAAUGCUCACAUUUGUCAUUUAUUUGUAUAUUAAUUCAUUAAAUCUUUACAAGCCCACUUAAGUUAGUGUUAUCAUUAUCCUCAUUUUAGAAACUAAGGUUUAACAAGGUUAAGAAAUAUGCCUGAGGUUAUACAGCUUGUAUCUGUUCUUAAAAUGUGGUCUGUGGACACUUGGGAGUCCCUAAUAUCCUUUGCGGAAGAGGUGAGGUCCUACUAUUUUGAUAAAAAUAUUAGGAUACAACUUGCCUUUUUCACUCUAAUUCUCUCCUGAGUGUAUAAUGGAGUUUUCCAGAGACUGUGUCAUAUAGUAACAUCAUCACACUGAUGGUUAAUGGAAUACUAUGUUUGUUUAUUUUUGUGUUUUCUAGAAUUUUGUAAGUUGGUAGGUUUAGGUUAUAGAUACGUGUUUUUAGAGAUUAAUUCCGUUUGCUCUCAGUACUUCUGUGCUCUUACUAGCUAUUUCCAGUUACACCUGCUUUUAUGGGCUGAAUUGUGUCCCCUGAGAAUUCAUAUGUUAAGCCCUAACCCCCCAAUACCUCAAAAUGUGGUUAGAGAUGGGGCCUUUAAAGAGGUGAUUAAGUUAAAGUGAGGCUGAGGCUCUUAGGGUGGGCCCUAAGCCAGUCUGACUGGUGUCCUUACAGGAAGAGGAAAUUUGGACACACAAAGAAACAUUGCACCCCUAGUUCCCAAGAUCAGCCCCCUGGGUCUGUCUGCAAGAAAGUUUGGUGAUGGUAUUGCCUAGCAGCCAGUGAUUGGAAGGGUCUGAGAAUUACACUCAAACUGACAUUGAGAACAGAUAGGGCCAGACUGAGGAAGUUCCUUCUGCCUCUGCCCUGAUCAUCAAAGCCCUUGAGGAAUGACCAAGAGACAGAAAAACAUUAAGUGCAAUGGAAAUAAUAAUUUUUGAUGAGAUUGUCAACAUUGCCCACCAGAUGUGGCACUUACCUUUAGCUCGAGAACUGUCUGGAACCAUUAAAGAGAUCCCAGGGACUGCCCAGUCUGGACUGCAAUGUUGAUGGUCGCCACCAUCGUGACGUCAUGGAUGACACCAGUGGUGGUGCGGUGGAAUGCUCAGCUAGUUAAGAACAACAAGGAAAAUUCUUCAAUAAAGGAUCAUUUGACAACAACAGCAAAAAACCAUCAGUUAUGUGCAUGCACAGAGGAAAGGCCAUGUGUGACACAGCAAGAAGGCAGCCAUCUGCAAACCAGGAAGAGAGGUUUCUCAGGAGAAACCAAAUCUACCAACCCCUUAAUCUUGGACUUCUAGCCUCCAGAACUUUGAGAAAAUAAAUUCUGUUGUUUAA